AUGCCGCGGUCUUUCCUCGUGAAGACGCAUCAGAGCAGCAAGAAACCUAACUAUGGAGGACUGAAGACUCAGACUGAGGGCCCCUCUUCGGAGGCAUACAGUGGAAGCCCGGUAGAAGCCUAUAAACCAGAAGAGUCCUGCACCAAAGUGAACUUAGAGAUCCAGUGUGUCACAGGAGACCACAGGAGGAGACCAAGCCUCCACCCUCAGUCCCUCCCUCUCCUGGCCCUCUUUCCAGCCAUCCUCCCGGGCGGCAGCAGCCAGGAGAGCUUUGAGUGUUUGGACUGUCAUAAAGAGUACUUGAGCUUCUCAGGCCGGACCAAACACAAGCAGCUCCAGUGUGAGUGGAGCAGUAAGAAGUACUUCAGCUGUAAGUACUGUGAGAAGGAGUACAUCAGCCUGGGAGCACUCAAGAUGCACAUCAGGACACACACACUGCCCUGUGUGUGUAAACUCUGUGGCAAGGCAUUCUCCAGACCCUGGCUACUGCAGGGACAUAUACGCACACACACAGGAGAGAAACCGUUCUCCUGCCUCCACUGCAGCCGAGCUUUUGCCGACCGAUCCAACCUGCGAGCUCACCUCCAAACCCACUCUGAGGUGAAGAAGUACCAGUGUGCGAGCUGCUUCAAGACCUUCUCCAGGAUCUCGCUGUUAGCCAAGCACCAAGAGGCCGGCUGCCCUGUGUCCUGA
Molecule: messenger RNA, 693 nt
Organism: Seriola dumerili (greater amberjack)
Lineage: Eukaryota; Metazoa; Chordata; Actinopteri; Carangiformes; Carangidae
Product: protein snail homolog Sna-like
Exons: 3
Coding region: 1-693 (230 amino acids)
Biological process (GO): regulation of DNA-templated transcription
Molecular function (GO): DNA-binding transcription factor activity, RNA polymerase II-specific; RNA polymerase II cis-regulatory region sequence-specific DNA binding
Source: RefSeq, a predicted model, not a curated record